GCAGUCUCGUGCGCCCAGUUAACGGACCCCGCUCCCAGAGACCCGACAUGCGCCGCGCCGGUCUGCGACGCGCGUCGGACCGCGACUCGACUCGGGGGGCGUCCGUUUAUAAGCGCCCCCCGUCCUCGUUCUCACACUCAUUUUCAGUCCCGCAACUCGUAGCCUCUUCAAAUCAGAUCCCGUCUGCUGUAAUCGAGUUCUGGCCCGAUGCAAGCACGAUUGGAAUGAGGGACGCAGAGACGCAGAUUGAAGCAGGACGAGACCGACCGAUCCAGUCCGGGUUACGAUUCCAAUAGUAGGAGCUGCCGAUCCCGCCGUCACUUCUGAAUUCACAUCUGAGCUCAAGUAUUUGAGCACUCGCUUCAGUGUUGACGGAUAUUCGAAGGUCGUGGGAGCAAGGACCUCCUCUGAGCUCCGCUGACGAGAGGCACAGUGAUGAAGUCAAAGGAGUUACUGGUUUUGUUCCUGUUUGUAGCUUGGACUAGCAGCUGGGGAUCUGUGCAGUCGGCGCCCAUCCGCCUCACGCAGACUACUUUAGAUACUUGCCACGCAGGUAAUUUCUUCGGCGAGAUUACUCAUUGUUGCCCUCCUGCCACCUACACCAAGGGUCCCAUCGUCGAAUUCAUCCCCAAACGUGAUCAUAUUGGGCCGCAUCGAGUCAGAAAGGCAUUGCAAUGCUUGGCUGGCGACGAGCUCAGAAUCUACAGCGAACAACUCUGGAGAGCAUAUGAUCUGAUGAAAGCUCUGCCCAUGGACGACCCUCGCUCCUUCUACCAGCAGAAUGCCCUCCACUGUGCUUAUGGAAGCGGCGCUUUCAUCCAGGAUGGCACUGCCAACCUCACCAUUGAUGUGCAUUUCAACUGGUACUUCUCUCCUUGGCACCGGCAGUUCAUAUACUUUCACGAGAGGAUUCUCCAGUCGCUGCUCAACGACACCACAUUCAGUCUACACUUCUGGAAUUUCGAUAACAAUGUCGAUGGCGAGAGCCAUGGCAAAGACGGCUGCUACAGAAAGGGAUACCUCUUCCCCGAGCUCUACAGCGACCCUUCCAAGUCCACAUUCCAUGCCAACCGAUCUGAGAGACCCUUCAUUGCAAACCUUCCGUUGGACUUGACGGUUCUCAAUCGGAGUGAUAUUCCUCUGCGUUUUGCGAGCGUGGCGGUUCCCAGAAACCGCGAACUGAUGCACAGGGCGAUGGCGGCGGGCAACACUAGUUUGGAUUUUCAUGGAGUGGAGUUCAAGCACGGAGACCCCCAGAAUCUCGAUAUUAAUGGAGGAGGCUCUCUGGAGUUCCUUCCCCACAACAGUGUUCACCGCUGGAUAGGAGGCUCGACUGCAUUGACGACACACGCGCCAGAAGAUCCCAUCUUUUAUGUGUUCCACUCUAAUCUGGAAAGGCUCUGGGAUGUGUGGCAGAAGCUGGGUAAUAGCAGAACAGACCCGUCCACGCCAGAUUGGCUGGACGCAGAGUUUUUGUUCUUUGAUGAAAAUGCUGUCGUGAGGAGUGUGAAAGUCAGAGACUCCCUGAGCACGGAAGACUUCGGUUACAGCUAUGAGAAAGUGUUUGACGAAAGCUGGAUCUCUUACGACAACUCCACCAGCACAACGCCCACAAGUCCAGCCUCUCCUACCAACACAUAGGUCUAGAUAAUGGCAGCAAAUACAAAUCUAUCAUCUAGCAGAAGGCUGCAUCUUCUACGACAAAUCCACGAGCACAUAACAGAUGCUGGCAGUUCUUCAUAAAACCGAUGAUGUUGUAUGAUAUAGGUAGGCCCACAAGUGGAAGCUACCAGUAGCGUCCUUUUGACAGAGCAAUUGCACGGGAACCAAAACAUUUAUUUUGGAAUAGGUUCUCUCAUUGAUUCCAACCGAUCAACACCUCCUGAUGUUAGCAAAGCUACUGCAGAGUAUAGAUUGCAUACACCGAUCCAAUUUUUCCCGAAAUAAAACUAUGUAAAGGGUUUCACGUUCA
This is a messenger RNA of Marchantia polymorpha subsp. ruderalis, 1972 nucleotides long. Lineage: Eukaryota; Viridiplantae; Streptophyta; Marchantiopsida; Marchantiales; Marchantiaceae. The record is from the annotation of a GenBank genome assembly.